AUGGUUUUAUCUCCAAAAACUACUCUUGGACGAGUUUUAUUAUUGGUUAUUAUUAUAUCAACAAUAUCUUAUCUUGUUCUUAAUUUAGUUUCAUUUGGAGGAACUCCAUGGAUAACAUAUCAUGAUGUUACAAUUCGCUUUGGUCUUUGGACAGUUUGUAAUACAAAUACAUCAGGUGCUUGUAAUCAAUGGAUUGAUAAUACAUAUAACUCAAAUAUAAGUGCUACAUUUACAGGAAAACCAGGUUUUAUUCAAAGUAGUCAAGCAUUAGAAAUAAUAUCUUUGAUAUUUUAUAUAUUUGCUGCUUUACUUAUUAUACUUGGUAUAAUUGAUCUUGAUGGAUUACCAUUUCAAGUUGUGUUUCUUGCUGCUGCUGUUCUUUUAUUUAUUUGCAUUGUAUUUCUAUCAGCAACAUUGGGUGUUAUGUCUGUUCAAGGUCGUAGUAAUCAUUCAGGUUCUCUUGAAUGGGCAUGGUGGGUUGGUCUUGUUGGUCUUAUUAUGACAAUUAUUGAUUUUUUUGCAUUAAUUGCUCUCAUUCUUGUUAUGAGAGUAUCGCCAUCAAAUAGGCAAACAUUAAAAAUGAAAAAAAGUUCAAAAAAAGCAAAACAAGUCUAUGGUCCAUCUGUACCUGGAACGACAAUCGGUGGUACGUUACCACCAAUAUUUCCACCACCAGUUAGUUCAUCACCAUUUUAUUCUCCGGCACAAAUCCCAACAUAUGUAUUAUCAAGUCAACCAAUUCAUUAUCCAUAUGAUCAAGGAUACUUAAAUCAAUAUCCAACUGAUUAUUUUAGUUUACCAGAAAAUAAUUUCAAUAAUUAUUUUCCAUAUGAUCAAGGAUACGUAAAUCAAUAUCCAACUGAUUAUUUUAAUUUACCAGAAAAUAAUU
Rotaria sordida is the source of this 889-nucleotide messenger RNA. The record is from the annotation of a GenBank genome assembly. Lineage: Eukaryota; Metazoa; Rotifera; Eurotatoria; Philodinida; Philodinidae.